AUUCUGGGAGAGUUUCAGGGAAUUAAUAAUUCUAGGGGUAUUCAAUUAGGAAUUUAAAAGACUUCAUAAAAGUUUAGGUGUAUUCAAUUGAGAAUUCUAAACACUUUUUAAAAGUCUCUAGAAAUAUAGGUGUAUUCAAUUGAGAUUUCUAGAGACUUUUUAAAAAUUCCUAUAAAUCUAGGUGUAUUCAAUUGUGAUUUUUUCAAAGUCUCUAAAAAUUUAGGUGUAUUGGAAAACGAAUUGAAUUUGAAGGAAUUUGUGAAUUGGUGGAUUUUGGAGGAUUUCAAGGUGAAACCUAUAAAUACCAAAGAGCCUGUGAAAUCUCACCUCACCCCUAGAAAUUUUGAGCGACUUUGUGGGUUGCUCAUUCUCUCUAGAGACGGCGCCUGCUCCAAAAACAAGCUUGAAGGUAAACUGUUCACCUUGUACAUGUUUUCUUCAGAUUUUUCUUGUUUGGAUACUGUGUAAUCUCGUUCUAGGGUUAGGGUUUUCUAGUCUAGGAUUUAUCAGGAUUUGAAUAUGGGUUUGGGUUUAUGAUUUCGUGCUUUGUUGAAUAUGCAUGUGGGUUUACGACUUGCUGUUGGAUGUCGAAAAUCUAUCCAAAAAAAAAAUCUGUGGGUUGUUGAAUUAAUUUUUUCACCUUGUACUUGCUUUUGAUUGUAAAAAAUAUCAACUGGAAUCCACAAAGAUGGUUUUGGGAUCCAUUGACUGUGGGGUUCAUUAUGUGUUUGGUUAUCAUGUUUUUAGCAUCCGUUGAUUUUUUGUCAAAUAAGGGUGAGAUAGCUUUCGGUCAAAAUGUCAAUGUAACUAGGGUGAUACUUGACUGGUCUGUUGUUCAAUUUCUUUUGUUCAAUUUGUCUUAUUUGCAAUCCUAUGCAUGUAGUUCAGUUUUUAUUAUGUGCAUUGAUUCAUUGUAUAAUUAUGAUGUAUCAUCUAAAAGAUCAUAAAUGGGAGAUUCACAACAAGAAAAGGGAAAAGGAAACUAUAAUCAAUGGUCCGUGGAAGAGAGCAGCAUGUUGUUGCAACUACUUGUUGAGGCCGUAAAAAAUGGAUGGCGUGAUGCUAAUGGCAUAAUAAGCAAGCAGACUAUAGAAGCCAAAAUUGUUCUUGUGCUCAAUGAAAAACUUGGGUGUCAAAAAACUCAAGAUCAUGUUAAGAACCGUGUGAAAACAUUGAGGGGUCGAUAUCAAUCAAUAUGUCAACUUUUUAGGCAUAGUUCGGGAUUUGGUUGGGACCCCAUCACAAAGAAGUUCACGGCUAGUGAUGAAGUAUGGGAAGGCUUCCUUAGGUCCCACCCAAAGAGUCAAGGUAUUCGCAAAGAGACAUUUACGGACUAUGAAGAUUUGAUGACUGUAUUUGGCGAUGGAACAGCUAAAGGAAAUAACUCAAUUGGAUUGGGUGAUGAUACUGAUGCCACAACAUAUACAGUCGAAGAAAGUAGGCCAAUUAGAGUAAACGAAUUUCCUUCACCUGAUGAGAGCUUUGAGCAACUUGAUCCAUUAUUUCAAAAUCCAUCAUAUGCAUCAUCUUUCCUAAAUGCAAAUUUGGAGGGUUCCGCUCCAACACCCGUACAAAAGCUACUUCCAAGGAAAAGAUCUCGACCUGAGUCUGAGCUAAAAUCAAAUGGGACCACCCCUCACAUCGUUCUUAUAGAAAAAGUUUCCCUUGGAAUGGAUUCGAUUGCUGCAAUUGCUACUGAAAUUCAAGGAAUUCAUAGCAUAAUGGAGAAAAGAGAAAAAGCUAGAGAUAAAAUGGAAAAGGAGAAAAAAGAAGAAGAGAAAAACAACAAUCUUUGGGAUGCUAUCAAAGAGACUCCAAACUUGGAUCCUCCCGUUCGUUACAAAGCAAUUGCAUUGGUUCAACAGUUGGGAAUGAAAAAGAGUUCUUGAAAAUGACACCAGAAGAACGCUCAGAGUGGAUAAAAUACAAUAUGAAUUGAAUGUGGUUAUUUCGGAUUUGUUACAUCUUGGAAUAUUUACUUUGUUUGAUAAUAUGUUGACUUUAGUUCCGUUAUUUAAAAUUUGAUAUUGGAGCA
This is a messenger RNA of Malus domestica (apple), 2035 nucleotides long. The record is from RefSeq and is a predicted model, not a curated record. Lineage: Eukaryota; Viridiplantae; Streptophyta; Magnoliopsida; Rosales; Rosaceae.